AGAAGACCCGCAGCAUCAACCAGCAUCGUGGCAAGUUUGUCUCGCUAACACAGGCACAAUGGUUCAGGCGUUGCAGAUUCUUGCAACUUUGCUUGCUCUACAACUCAGCUAUGGACAUCCCCAACAUGGAUAUCCUGAUCAUUGCCCAUAUCCAAUACAUGAACCAGUAUGUGAAGUUCCUGUAAUACCACCACCACACUGCCCUCUUCCAAUACCCGAACCAGUAUGUGAAAUUCCUGUAAUUCCACCACCACACUGCCCUCUUCCAAUACCUGAACCAGCAUGUGAAAUACCCGUAAUACCACCACCACACUACCCUCACCCAAUACCCGAUUGUGACUAUCCGUAUCCUGGAUAUCCUCAUGGCCCCCUAAAACCUCAUCUUCCAAUUCCUGAACCAUGUUAUGGUCUACCAGACUGGCUAGGUGCCUGGCCAAAUGAAUGGCCAUGUUAUUUCCCAUGUGGUUGGCCAGAUGAUUGGCCUUGCGAUUUUCCCCUUGGUUUGCCCAAUAACUGGCCUAUUGAUUUUCCAUACGGAUUACCACAUGACUGGCCUAAUCACUUUCCACACGGUUGGCUACCAGAUAAUUUACCACAUGGAUAUCCCAAUGCUUGGCCCUGUGACUGGCCUGAAAACUGGAGGGAUUACUGGCCUGAUUGCUGGCCUAAUUACUGGAAGGAUUGCGAUCUUACAUUACCUGGAUAUCCCCACGGACCUCUCCCAAAGCCACCAGGAUAUCCGUAUCCAGGAUAUCCUCAUGGCCCCGUAAACCAUGUUCCAUAAUCCUAUGUCAGCUCUAAAAAAUCUAAUGUAGCAAUAUGUACCAAAUCAAAAAGCAUAUGUACCAAUAAAAAUAAUGAAAUA
Molecule: messenger RNA, 865 nt
Organism: Diabrotica virgifera virgifera (western corn rootworm)
Lineage: Eukaryota; Metazoa; Arthropoda; Insecta; Coleoptera; Chrysomelidae
Product: splicing factor 3B subunit 4-like
Exons: 2
Coding region: 59-784 (241 amino acids)
Source: RefSeq, a predicted model, not a curated record